Molecule: messenger RNA, 2694 nt
Organism: Pangasianodon hypophthalmus (striped catfish)
Lineage: Eukaryota; Metazoa; Chordata; Actinopteri; Siluriformes; Pangasiidae
Gene: arf2a
Product: ADP-ribosylation factor 2a
Exons: 5
Coding region: 138-683 (181 amino acids)
Biological process (GO): intracellular protein transport; vesicle-mediated transport
Cellular component (GO): plasma membrane; cytoplasm
Molecular function (GO): GTPase activity; GTP binding
Source: RefSeq, a predicted model, not a curated record
GAUUGGCUAGAAUCUUACUUUGGACAACGCCCAUGGCGCGGCUGCUUUCAGUCCAGUGAAAGACGCCAUUUUGUCGUUAGCGGUGACGAGGAGAACAGGGAUAUUGUUGGAAAGCAGCACUGAAAAGAUCUGCCACCAUGGGGAACAUGUUUGCAGGCCUCUUUAAGAAUCUCUUUGGGAAGAAAGAGAUGCGAAUCCUGAUGGUGGGUUUGGAUGCUGCCGGCAAAACCACCAUCCUCUACAAACUCAAACUGGGAGAGAUUGUCACCACCAUCCCCACUAUCGGUUUUAACGUAGAGACAGUAGAAUAUAAAAACAUUAGUUUCACGGUGUGGGAUGUUGGCGGUCAGGAUAAGAUCCGGCCGCUGUGGAGGCACUACUUCCAGAACACACAAGGUCUGAUCUUUGUGGUGGACAGUAAUGACAGGGAGCGAGUGAACGAGGCCAGAGAGGAGUUGACGAGGAUGCUGGCUGAAGAUGAGCUCAGAGAUGCUGUGCUGCUGGUUUUCGCCAACAAACAGGAUCUGCCUAACGCUAUGAACGCAGCAGAGAUCACAGAUAAACUGGGUCUGCACUCACUGCGGCACCGCAACUGGUACAUCCAGGCCACAUGCGCUACCAGUGGAGACGGGCUAUACGAAGGCCUCGACUGGCUUUCCAACCAGCUGAAAAACGCUAAAUGAUCCAUUCCACCCAGCCCUCUGCGCUCUGUGUGUGUGAUGUGUGCGUGUGAGAAUGGCGGCGCUGGAUUUAGUCUCUCGGUCACCCACUUUAUCCACCCCUUUCUUCUUUUGUUUGGUUCUGUAGACUUUAGAGGCUCUCCCCAGUGCUGACUUGUGUACACACAUACCGGAAUGGAAGUGUGUGCGUGUGUGUGUGUGUGCGUGUGUGUGUAUGUGUGUCUGAGUGAGAAAUGAGAGUGGGAGCAGCCCUGCUGUGCUUUUGAACACAUGCUCCUCGUACAGCUCGCUUGUCUCUCUCUCUCUCUCUCUCUUUCUCUCUCUUCAUAUCCCUCAUCUCCCCAGUUUUCACAAAGCAAAGAAUGACCCAGGAUGCUGAAUGUUUUAUUUACUUACACACAGAAUAAAUGAAUAUAUUGAAAUAAGUCUUGAUUUCCAUCCUCUGAUGAUAAAACAGUCACGCAUGUCUAAGAUGUUACGAGCCGUUGUCACCGUAUUUUGCCCCACUUAUGAUGAAACUCAUUGUAACCUGCAUCAGGUUGGGAGAAAAAAAAGAAAAAGACAAUAAAGUGAUUUUCCAUCCUAGAUCCUUCUUUGCGUUAUUUUAGAAAUGAGGCUCAUGAGGUUGCCAUGAACAUCGCUGUUUCCUGAGGCAUAUUGAGGCCUGACUAGUGUAAUGAAAGCCCAGCGUUUUCUCUGAAGUACACGGUUGUCGGUUCUGGAUAACAGGAAGUAAUGCAUUUGAAAUGUUUCACCUCGCAUUCUAAUGUAGCUAACAAUAAGGGGAUGAUGAUAAUAGCAUGAUUUUCGUUUAGUCCUAAUUAGUGACUCUGCGUUAAUCCAUUGUUGGCGACAUUGGCAAUGUUUAUGACUGAACUGUUGCUUUAAAAUGUAAGAGUUGUUUGUUCAGCGUCUGUCUUUGAGACUGAGAGGAGGCUUAUCAAGGAGCAGUGAGGCCAUUUUAGAGCUGCUCCCACUCAUUUUUCAUUUUUCUUUUUUUUUUCUUGUUUUUAUUAAAUGUUGUUCCCCACCUUUAGCCUUGUAAGAGUCACAGCAACCAUAACCACGUCUUUUAAAUGCUGCAGAAAAAUAAUCCUUAACUAAACGUACUCACCACACAAUAAGAGGGAAAAGCGCAAGUCCUGGAUCCGAGGGAAUAAUAGCAGAUUGGAAAAAAACAAAACAAAAAAAACAAGGAUAGCUCCGUCAAAAAUCAAAAUGGCAGCCUUUUCUGGACAGCCGGCUGUGUUGUGUUUACAUCCGAGCAAAUUAAUGUCACCGUUUCUGAAUAACCGGUUUAAUCCGCUCUCUGAUUUUAAGCUCCAUCUUUUUGUUUCACUUCUUUCUUGAAAAAUCAUUCAACCCUUUUGGAAAAAAAAAUGUACGUAUAGCAUAACAGCCAGCUGCCGACGUUGAUUUUGACAAACUGACAGUUUCUUUUCCUCUGUUAUCUGUAUUCCAAAGGCUUCUGGGAAUGUUACAUUGAUUACAAACCAACACCCCAAAGGUCAUGACCCUGUACUGACCUCUCAGAAAGGAACGGGUGAAUGUGCACCCUCAUCAGAUCCACAACUGGAUGUUUUGCGGACAUUUUGUUUCCUUUUAUUUCUUUCUGUUUUUUUUUUUCUUUACACAACGCACCAAAACUCAUCAGAGUUUCAAAAACUCUAAUGGCUUUUUUUUUAUUAUUAUUAUUGUAAUGAUCUUGUAGACCUACUGUAGUGGAUGAAAUUAACUGAUUUAUUUGAAUGACACAUCAUCUAUCUGGAAGGUAAAUAAAAAUGUGUAAGAAAAUGUAUUUUAGCUAGCCUCUUCAUUUAGCUACCCUAUGUUCUGAUGUGAAGCUUUAAUUUUAAGAAUUUCUGUUAAAAAAAAAACCGCAAAAAUAAAGUGUGCAUAUGGUUGUUUUUUUUCUUUUCUUAGAUUUUCCUUUCUCUUUUUUGUUUCUAGCUUUUUUAACCCAUCUUGUAACAUCUGAGAAAUGCACUAUAAUAAAGAGAUCUCUAUUACAAAA